UACAUACUACUGCGAGAAGGCAGACAACUCCUAUACUCCCAUGAUAUUCUACUUCUACCUUUGUCCUUGCCUAAGUCCAAACCCCCGCCCCUCCAAACCAUACCACCCCUAGAUUACGGUGCCGUGCCAUUACCAACGCACGGCUAGGCGCACGGACAGACCCACCGUCCUCCGCCUCCCCAACCGGCGCCUGUGGUCUCGUUCCGUUCCAACCCACCAGCCCUUCCCGAUCCGCCAAUUCCACUGCCUACCAUAAUCGCUGCCGCAACAUGGAGGUUCCAAGGACUGCAAAAACGGAUGAGGCGCGCACGGCUGCCGGCCACGAUCUAAUACAGUGGCAAAGGUUCUACAUGAUUACACGCGAGGAAGCAAGGAAGCAUGUACAGGGUGAUCCAACCCGUUCGUGGCCCAGCGUCGCUGCGCAUGAGAAGAAAGCCAUGUUAGAUCGGAUCAAUCAGCUACUAGCCAACGAAGACAUCCCCGAGGUUUCCCAAUCGUUAUUUCUAUGGCGAAUGAAGAAGGCAAUUCAAGACGCAAAAGAGGUAGCGAGAGAGGCAGCAAGAGAGGAAGCAAUAGCGGCAGCAAGAGGGGCAGCAAGAUUGGCUGCUAGGACAGGUGCUCCGCCUAGCGGCACAGAGGUGGUAGAAGAUUAUACUGCAGGCAGGCUGGGGCAGGCGUCCCGCCGUCGCCCCUUUGAUCCUGUUCGAGACUACUAGCAUGGAUGACCACGGGUCUCAAACACAAGGCAUUGGGCGAUGAGUUUCCUGGCAGCGUUACCAUACUAUGUACCCAGAAUUUGGGUAGAAACAUCGGACAGCCUCUUUAUGUCGAACCAGUGAUGAGCUUGAGUCAACCUUUAUUCUCCUUUACAUAUCGUAUAGUAAGUAGACGUGGAAAUAAUCGCUCUGAG
Westerdykella ornata is the source of this 910-nucleotide messenger RNA. RefSeq lists its product as uncharacterized. The coding region runs from base 270 to 716 and encodes 148 amino acids. NCBI's taxonomy places the organism in Eukaryota, Fungi, Ascomycota, Dothideomycetes, Pleosporales, Sporormiaceae. The transcript is spliced from 3 exons. The record is from RefSeq and is a predicted model, not a curated record.